Molecule: messenger RNA, 1548 nt
Organism: Australozyma saopauloensis
Lineage: Eukaryota; Fungi; Ascomycota; Pichiomycetes; Serinales; Metschnikowiaceae
Gene: VPS23
Product: ubiquitin-binding ESCRT-I subunit protein
Exons: 1
Coding region: 1-1548 (515 amino acids)
Biological process (GO): protein transport; protein modification process; endosome to lysosome transport
Cellular component (GO): ESCRT I complex
Molecular function (GO): ubiquitin binding
Source: RefSeq, a predicted model, not a curated record
AUGUCAAGAGUGACAAAAAAAGUCGAAAAAUGGCUUGUUUCGGUGAUUCAGCCCCAAUAUGUGUACAAAAAUGUCGUCUACUCACAUGUAUACUAUUUUCUCACCAAAUAUCUUCCUCAAGGCUUUAAAAUUAGAACUGCCGUCUAUACUUCUGAUCUGGGAGUACCGCAACUCUUAAUAAACUUGAAUGGAAGCCUAUCAACUCAAACACAGCUCAUUCAAUUGAGUAUCUGGAUCCCGCAUAAUUACCCUUACGCUGAUGAUACACAUCCACAUGGAGAUGCUAACGGUGUUCCCUUAGUGUAUGUGGUUCCAACAGCUGGGAACACAAUCAGACCAGGUAAUAACAUCGACGCCCAGGGGAAAGUUUAUCACCCCUAUCUUGCUCAAUGGCACUCGAAAAUGUACGCCGGCGUCACUAACAACGAGUUUCUGUUGAUUAAUCUCAUGAAUGUAUUGGGUAGCACCUUCAGUCAAUUUUCACCAAUUGGCUCUUCAAUAACAUCGCAAGGCCCGCAAUUACCUCCAAAGCCACAGAUGUACAGAGACUCGUCUCUGAGUCUGACUCCGCUCCCGCAAAGAGAAUUUACCGGUCCUGCUCUCCCUGAAAAGCCGUCACUCUCACCCACUCCAGUUGAUUCAACACCGGAAAGGUAUCGUGCUCCUCCUCCAUUGCCUACGCAGAUGAACUAUAACUCUCAUCGUGUAUCUAGUGUUGAACCACAGUAUAGUGAGAGUAAUGGCGACUACUUAAGAAGUGAAAAAGCAAAUUCUGCUUCACCUGACCCGAACCACGCCAGGACGUACUCUCACCAAACGAGUAUUCCCCAAGAAAGUAGCAUUUAUAAAGAACAGCUCGAUCAUGUGCAAUUGCCAUACUCAAAAGAUGAAUUACAACGGAAAAAGGCAACAAGCGUUCCAAGUCCAAGAAAACAAAGCGUUGAGGACCUUAUGGAUAAAGUUACACUUCAAGACAAUUCAGUUCACAACACUGACCAAUUGGAGAGACUUGCCAUCCAAAUAAAUGCCUUUUUGGACCCGAACAAUGAAGAAAGUGUUGAUCACCUCAUUCCACAAAUUAAUGAGUAUACCAAUAGAGUCAUGGCUUUGCAAUCACAACUAGAGCAUCAUUCGAAGCAAGCGCAUGCCAAUCUUGAAAUGCUUGACUCGCAUGUCAAAUAUCUCGAGGGUCGGAUUGGCGACAUGAAAGACUUCAAUGAGGAGCUUGAAAAAACAGAGAAAUUGAACACUACAGGUAGUGACUUGGUGUUCAUUAACUCCAGUAGAAGUAUGCCUCUUGAUGAGCUUGUCACCCUGGACCUGAUUCUACUGCAUCAGCUAUAUGAUGUGUGCAGCGACAUCAAGGCCCACAAGGAUGCCCUUAGUCUUGUUGGCGGCAACUUCAAAUCACAGGGUGAGCUUAUCACCGACUCAAAUCUCGACAGUUGCGUCAAGGCUAUAAGAUCUCUUUCUAGGGACUUAUUUUGGCUAGAAGUGACGAGAGGAGAGAUAGCGAAGUCUAUGGGUUUGGAUGAUCAAUACAAUUGA